CGCAGCUAGCCUUUCCAGUUUGUUCUACGAAUACGAUUUGAGAAAAAAAAGUAAACAAUAUGUUCUGAUCGAUGUUGGAAGACUUUCUGAGAAAGUGUACAGGUCUUCGCAAUCAGAUACAUGUGAUACAACUUUAUUCCCAGGAUGGGGCAAACUGGUUCUAGGCUAGUAAACAAAUUAUCAAGUAGUUUCACAUACCAUGGUUCACCUUCGGAGGAAUUCAAUUUCGAGGAUGCUGACCGGGUAGUUGCCAGCUUCAAGGGAGGAACUCCGUUUGUUUAUUCACGGCAAGGGUCAAUGUACUUCGAUGAAGAUGGAGAUCUUGCACAUGAGUUCUAUGAAGAAGUGGCAGCAAGGAAGCGUGGUGGAAAACGAAGAAUGCGCAGAAUAGAUAAAAAUCUUCGGCCCCAGGGUGAGGUGAAGUACCGCGUUCCGUGUCUAAAUGUGGACUUUCCUAUUGUCCUUUACUCUGACUAGUGUUCCCACUCCGGCCCUUCUAGGGCCUCCUCUAGGAUCGACGAGGACUAACCAAUCUUUUCCCCUAAACGACCCUAAAAGGGUCGUAUUCAAGCGAGUGUUCUUGAAAUUUGAAAUGAAUAACAAGACGAAUUAUAAAAAAAAUGUAUUUAGUUUUAUUAUUUAAUUCUUUUCCUACUCUAGUCUAUCGACAAUGAAAUCUUUUUAGAUUUAAAUUAAGAAACGUUUUAAAAAAAUCUUGAAUACUCAACUUAAGUAGGAUCAAAACAAAAAUAAAAACUUAGUUUAAGGUUAAAUCAUAAAUUGCUUCAGUGAUCCCUUUCAAAUUUCAAGUACACUCCCUUUAUAUAGAAAAAUGAAGUCCAUGGUACGAUCAUUAUAUGAAAAAAUGGAAUUCAUUCUGUCGAUGUGUUUUAUAAAGAUUAGCCAAUCAAAUUUAUGACCACCCCCCCCCC
Molecule: messenger RNA, 932 nt
Organism: Eurytemora carolleeae
Lineage: Eukaryota; Metazoa; Arthropoda; Copepoda; Calanoida; Temoridae
Product: tumor suppressor candidate 2
Exons: 7
Coding region: 145-477 (110 amino acids)
Biological process (GO): regulation of mitochondrial membrane potential
Cellular component (GO): mitochondrion
Source: RefSeq, a predicted model, not a curated record